CCAUCGAUUCCAUAAGUUACUUGCGAUUUGAUCGAUUUAAAGAUGGUAGCUAGUUUAUCAUUUCUGCGCGUGGCAUGUAGUCUAUUCCUAUAUUACGAUUAUCUGUCCCCGGCCGGAGUCUCUGCAGGCAUGUGGGGCCCAGCGCGUGCAGAACACUCAGCGGAAGGAGCGACUGUGGGGCGCAAACGACCCGCUUCUUCCGCCCUGGCGUCAGCACUCCCAAGCGCAUCAAUCGAUCCGCCAUCCCAGAGCCAGUUUCCUGUGUCCAGUUCCAGAAACAUUGGGUUGUCAUCAGCGCCGCCAGCCGAUGAUGACCUUCCGAGCUCAAGGACGCCCACCUAUUACGAGUUCAUCAAGCCAAAGUCAUCCGAUCGGGCUACCUUGAUCGACCUCACGAUUAGCAGCGAUACCGAGCACAGCAAAGGGGAUGCUCAUGAAAAGAUGAUAUUUGAGGAUGUAGACAGUAGAAUUGGUCGCAGUGACCGUUCCAUCCCACAAUCAGACUCCCACCAUGCUGGGUUUGCCGCAACCCACAGCUCCUCGAUUCCAAAGAAGCCCCGCCUAGGAAGUUCAGUCCCAUGGGCAGAGACUAUCCCUUACAUUUCCCACACCAGCUCCUCCCAAGAUCAUCAUGCUAAUUUGAGAUCUUUCGAUUUUGGAACAAGUAACAGAUAUCAUGAAAUGACGGGAAAGAGACCAGUUGAUGACACGAUCAACUUACACCAUGAAUUGACCGGAAGAUAUACGGAUCCCAGAUCAAACGUUGAGCCAGCUCUGGUUCCAGGUGACGUGAAUAAUGUUGAGUUUGGGGGUAGUGGAAGAGAGGGUGAAAGCAGAAUCAACAAUGCAAUGGCAGGAGGAUUGGAUCUGAAUAUGCCAGUCACUGAGGAACAAGAUUCUACUCUUGGUCCCAGCUCUGGAGAACAUGCCAGAGAAAAUGGUAUUCAACAAAACAACAAAGAUGAAAUUGCAAGUCGUGAUAAGAGCUCCAUAGACACUUCUGGAUCCAAUUACCAAUUGGAUUCACAUCAAGGAGGCUUAGAGAUAACUGCAAGUCUCAAAAACAAAGGAAAAAGGCCUGAGGAUGUGGAAUCUAUCCAAGAAGUUCAUCCAGCAAUGGCGCAAAAUAUGAUGAAUGCAAACAGACCCCCCACUGAAUUAAGGUUAGAGAAAAUAAAUCAUAAGAAGGCUUUGUUGAAUAGAUAUGAUGCUGAGAAGCAGCAGGAUACACAUGGACAAGGGCAUUCAGCAACAGAGCCAGAUGGGAUGAAUAUGGAUGGAAGUGGUCCCAAGCAAUUGGAAUCAAAUCAAAAAAUCAAAUACAAGAAGGCUUUGGUAGAUAGGUUUGAAACUGAGAGUCAGGAAAGUGACUCACAAGCAGUUCAUUCAGGAAUCAAUGAAGACAUGGUCCAUGACACAAAUUAUAAAGGUGCUCAUUAUGAAGUUGAAAAUACUCACUUUGAAGAAGAAGAAGAAGAAGAAAAUCUGCUUGAAAGGGAGCUUAAUUCAUUCCAAUGGCAAGAGAAGGAUGCCAAAUUCUGGGCAUGGAUCUCGAUGCUUUGGGAAGCAACUCCGGGAGCAGUGAUUAGCGAGGCCCAUGGAAUAAGCAAAGAGUUGGCAUCGGCACUCGAAGAGACGAUCUCGCUGGAACUGAAACUAUACGCCCAAAAGAUGACUGAGGAAGGAGUGUUCUCGCCCGAUGGGGUAUCGCUCCACAGUCGCUUGGUGUAUUUUGUGAACAGCUUAUGGUGCUUGAACCACCGACUUCUGCACUUCUGGGGCUACGAUAGUGGGGACAAGGAGUAUGUCGAGGCGCAGAUGGCCAUCCAACGGUGGCUAGUGAGCCUUCUUUCGGAAGACGAUUAUGAGCAGGUGGUCGAGUGUCUCAAUGACGGCCAUCAUCACGCUUCCAUCACUCCCGAAUCAACCAAGAUCAAAGAAUCGCUCUUCGAAUAUCUCCUGUCCAACCAACACCACUCCGAGCUUCGUGUGCCCAAGACUAAUCGCCCCCAUGGCGCGUACACCGAAGUCUCCGAACGCGAUAUCCUCCUCCUCAAAUUGGUCAUCAGGGCAAUGGGCAACUAUUACAAGAUUAGAAACCAUAGGAAAUGGGCCGAGGUUUUUGAAGAUGAACGAUCGUUUUUGAUGAAACUGGCAAAGAUACAAAGAUAUCUUAACAUUUCUCAGUACGACUCUAAGAUUAAAACCCCGCUUUAUAAAAAGAGUAAAUCGACUGCCUCAACUCUGUUACCAUGGGAAAACCGACUAUCGCCAGACUUCAAUCCGGCUGGAUUUAAAGCUCAAGACGAACAUACCUCAUGGUUAGUUAAUCGAUUAGACAGUUCUAUUAAGAGUCGUGACGAGUUUCAAGUGAUGAGGAACCCGAGAUUCCGGAAUCCGGUGCCGCUUCGCCUUGGAAAAGUAAAUGUAUUCGAUAUGGGAAAACAAGAGCCUAUCUUUUGGGCCUGGAUCUCGAUGAUCAAACAUUAUAAAGAGCCCACGGAAGAUCUGGAGAACGCGUUGAGAUCAGAGCUGGCUAAUGAACACAGUUUCCAGGAACUCCGUGCCAAGUUUUCCUCAGAAUACACGCUUGAGAAUUUUUCUGAACAGAAGAUUGACGAGUUCUUGGAAUCUCUGUGGUUGUAUAACUCCAUCCUCCUAAGAUUAUAUGGGAGGGAUCUGUCAGAUUUGAGUUAUUAUGAGGAACAAAGGAGUGUUCAACAAUGGUUUUUAAAACUGUACAACAAACGUGAAUCUUCCAAUCAUGGAUCUUUAGAAAACGUUGACAAGACUUUAUUCGUGAAAUUCUUUCUAUCAAAUGGGAACAUGGAAGCCUAUGAAGUGCUCCAAUACUCUACAAAGUCAAAACAACAAGAACCAAGAUACAUCACGCUAUACAAGAGCGAUCCUUGUCUGAGUGAGGGGGUCCUUCAAGCACUGGGAACGUACUACAAGCUCGCCAAUCCGGGCAAAUGGAAGGCGGCGUUCAAGGAGGACCAGAACCUGGCCUCCCUGUUUUUCAACAUUCAAUGCAAGCUGUUUGGAGCCGUCCCUGGCCAGGAAUUCAGGAAGGUCUUUGAGGAGUACAAAUCCAUCAAUAUGUUGCCCUGGGAAGAGGACGUGAAGAAGUUGGAGCUCGACAGAAUCCAGCAUCCUAGAAAGAAACCUCCCUUCCAACGCCAACUUAUCUUGAAGGUAGAUAUACAGAGAUAUGUCAAGGAUUUAAACCCAGUCUCUGAUCAUCAACUCAUCUCAAACAAACCUAGUUCAUCUAGGCCAUAACUUUCUUAUUUUCUCCCUGAAUCAAGAUCAACAUUGCACUUGAUUGAUUAAAUCUGUGACUUGUGGCAAUUUUUCCUGCUACUGAAUCAUUAAUCAUUCAAGCCAAAAAGGAUAAAUAAGCACCAUCAAUGUGUUAUGAUUAUUUCCACUCUCGAUAAUCCACUUACAUAUUUGCUCCAUUUAAUCAUUACAAGAUUUAAUACUCCAAAUUUCUAGCCACUUGCAGCCUGAUUACAUUCCAUUUUACUUUACUUUCCGAUUUGCUUUUAUUGAUGAUCAUAUACAUACAAGUUACAACCUGAGCGGCCCCCUAAAUCCGACUGCCAUGAAAUCGUGAUGAUCGUAGUCCAAAGAAGCGUGACCACAACCUCUUGUUGCGUCUAUGAGACUACAUGGCACUUUUAGUGAGGCUCAUGAUGACCCUGUAAUUUGCGCAAUGAGCUCCAACAAGUUGUGUGUGUGUGUUUUUCGCUUAUGUGAGUUGGGGGUGUUUCGUUGAGCUGGCUCGCCGCUUUGGGAGCCGGAUGAAGCCCAUGCCCUCGACGACGACGACGAGUAAUCCGUCCCAUCAUCCAGCAACACGUCCUUCUCCCCACCACCCCCCACCAGAUGCGAAAAGCACGGCUACCACAGAUGAGAUCAG
Puccinia graminis f. sp. tritici CRL 75-36-700-3 is the source of this 3925-nucleotide messenger RNA. RefSeq lists its product as uncharacterized. Lineage: Eukaryota; Fungi; Basidiomycota; Pucciniomycetes; Pucciniales; Pucciniaceae. The transcript has 5 exons. The coding region runs from base 43 to 3282 and encodes 1079 amino acids. The record is from RefSeq and is a predicted model, not a curated record.